GGCGGUUGUAGUACGGUUCUCUUGGACCGGAUUUCGAUGCCCACUCUUCGUUCAAACGCCGAGGCUUUUUUCUGCCACUAGUCUAUAUUUACCCAGAAACAGUAGGUUUCUAUCCUAUGCCACAAGGAAUCUUUCACCUGAACACCAGAAAAGGAAAAUCAUGGUCGUUGGCCUGAGAGAAGGUACGGUGGAAACUGACGCUGAGACUUUAGAACUUUACUUUAAAUCGUACGGCAAGAUAGAGCACGCCAAAGUAGUCCGCGAUCAACUAAGUGGAAAAUCAAAAGGCUAUGGGUUCGUGACAUUUGACAGUCCAAAGGUUGCGGAGAAAGUUUUGUCCUCUACCAACCAUCGUAUCGACGGCAAAGACGUAAAAGUGCUCCUAGCAGUGAGAUCUCUGAAAAAAUCCCGCGAAUUGCCAAUUACGAAAGAUAUUCAAUCAGAAGAACUGCAAGAAAGGAAAAUAUAUGUAUCUGCGCUCGAAACUGGUGAUUACAGAACAACCGAGCAAGACUUGAAGGAUUAUUUUUCAACCUUUGGAGAAGUUGAAGAUGCAAUGAUUGUUUUCCCGAAAAGUUAUGGAUUUGUAACAUUCAAAAAUCCAGAAACUGUCAAAGAUGUGUUGUCGAACCCUUUGCAUGUGAUAAAAGGGUGGAAGAUAUAUGUGGCAAGACCUUUUAAAAUUAAAGACAAAACUGAGAUUGCAAGGAAGAGAAAAAGGACCAUCAAUGUCUUUGAUGUUUUCCCUGAAAUAUCUGAUAAUGACCUCAUCAAGCAUUUUUCAAUUUUUGGGGAGGUGGAGCAGGUUCUUGGAAGGGAUUCUGACAGCAACCAAAGCAGUCAAUGCAUGGUUGUGUUUAAGAGAGAAGAUGCAGCUAAAAUGGCUUUGAAGCAACAACUGCAGGUGAUUGCAUCUCGAUUUAAAAUCUAUGUGAAACCACUGUCUGACAAUAGGGAAUCAAACAAAGUACUUCUACGUGGUGCUCCCGCAGAUAUCACCCUAGAAGCGUUGCAGCUUUAUUUUGAACAGUUUGGAGACAUUGUUCGAAUGGACCUGACGUCAGAUCAUCAUCGACCCACCCAUGCUGAUAUCCAUGGUGUGAAAUAUCGAAUUAACACAGAUUGGCCCACUGUUGAAUUUACUGAUGUAGGUGCUGUGGAGAAAGUUUUAUUGCAUGAUCAUGUGAUCUGUGGCCAGAAUGUCGAUGUAAGGAGAGUUGAUGAAAGGGCUUUGUCAACUGGUGCAUUUAAAUGGGAGACAGAGCGAAGCAUGAUGAUUCUCAUUGAUGAUCUAGAUCGAAACUCUAGCAAGGAAGCUAUCAUUGAUUAUUUCACUAGUCAGUCCCUUAUGGUCCAAUCUGUGGUUUUCAGGAUGGAGAGCAAUGAUUCUAUGUCUUGUGUGGUGGGGUUUUGGAAUUUGGAUGAUGUUGACGAAGUUGUCAAUCAAGCAUCUAAACAGGAUGGUAUUUUAUUCAUCAGUGGUAAGCCAGCAUAUGUAAGACGCCUUCACUGGGAGAGUACACAAGAAAACAUGGAAAAUGAUAGACAAGGAGACUUGUUGAAUAAUUAUUAGAGCAACUUUCCAUUAAAACUUUAAACCACAAGUGAUCAGCCACUGAUUUCUCCUUACAAUAUCACCCCAGAAUCACACACUUUUAGUCAGUGCUAAAGGAAAUUUACAGAAAAGUGUAUUGAGAAUAUUUAUACUGAUGUUAUGAUGUAAAGGGUUGUCAGUAGUAAUGCGAAAUAUACAACCAUGCUCUGUGAUGCUUUAGAAAAUGACGAUAAAGAGAAAGAUUGGCAACCUAAGUAGCUUUGAUUGUUAAACAAAUUCUCUUAGUCAGUGCUAAAGGGUGUUGAGAAUAUUAAUACUGAUGUUAUGGUGUGAAAGGGUUGAGUCAAUACUUAAAAUGUGUCAUUAUGCUCUACAAUUGCUUUGGAAAAUGAGAAUAAAGAUGAAAUUGGCAACCUGCUUGUGAAAGUAAAUUUUUUACCAAUAAACACCUCCAUAUUAAACAAUAAAGUACAUGUAUUCUGC
Pocillopora damicornis (cauliflower coral) is the source of this 2038-nucleotide messenger RNA. RefSeq lists its product as uncharacterized. The record is from RefSeq and is a predicted model, not a curated record. Gene Ontology annotation, molecular function: RNA binding. Gene Ontology annotation, biological process: regulation of gene expression. Gene Ontology annotation, cellular component: chromatin; nucleoplasm. Lineage: Eukaryota; Metazoa; Cnidaria; Anthozoa; Scleractinia; Pocilloporidae.